AUGCCCAGGGCUCUUGGGAGCUGCACUGUCCAGGUGAAGCUCGAGCUCGGCCACCGCGCCCAGCUGCGCAAGAAGCCGACGACCGAGGGCUUCACGCACGACUGGAUGGUGUUUGUGCGUGGCCCGAGUUGCGAGAUCCAGCACUUCAGGGAGAAGGUGGUCUUCCGCCUGCACGACAGCUUCCCCAAGCCCAAGUGCGUGUGUAAGGAGCCCCCCUACCAGGUAGAGGAAUCAUGGUACACUGGCUUCAUCAUGCCCAUCGAGGUGUACUUAAAGAACAAGGAGGAGCCCCGGAAGGUGUGUUUCACAAACUACGACCUCUUCCUGAACCUGGAGGGGAACCCGCCCUUCAACCACCUGCGCUGCGAGAAGCUCACGUUCAACAACCCCACGCUGAAGUUCUGGUGCAAGCUACUCAUGGCCGGUGGGGUGAUGGUAAUGCCUGAAGGAGCAAAAACGCUUUCCAGGCUCAGCCCAGACUACCCCAUGUUGCCCACAAUUCCACUCUCUGCCUUCUCUGACCCCAAGAAGACCAAACCGGGCCACGGCUCCAAGGUUAGUGAGGCGGAAGGCCCUUUCUCAGGCCGCGUGUCCGAGUGUCCCGCCAUCAGUCAGUCUCCUCGGUAGGGGCCUGGGGGUGGCGGGGCCGAGCGACCCCGCAAGGACUCGGAGAGCAAGGGCGCCGCCAAGGAGGCCGAGCGGGAGCGGGAGCCGGCCCGGGGCACCAAGGAUGCGGCGCGCAAGCUGGGCGAGGGCCGGCCGGCCAAGGAGGAGAAGGCGGCGCCGCCCAAGGCCGCCUUCAAGGAGCCCAAGAUGACCCUGAAGGAGCCCAAGCUCGAGAGCCUGUCCCCCAAGGGGGGACCCCCGCCCAAGGCGUCCGGCAAGCGCCCGGCGCCCGCCGACUCGCCCAGGCCCGGCGCCAAGAAGCCCAAGAAGAGCGGCUGCAAGAGCUCGAGGGGCGGCCCCGCCGCGUCCCCCCGCACCUCGGCCUCGGCCUCCGCCUUCCCGGACAAGAAGCCCGCCAAGGACAAGGGCGGCUACAAGGGCAAGGCCGAGAGCGACCCCCGCGAGGCCAAGAAGGUCCCCGACGUGGAGGAGUCCAACUCGGAGGACGAGGCGUCCUUCAAGACCGAAUCCACCCAGUCCAACCCGUCCAGUUCCAGUUCCAGCUCCGACUCCGACCCGUCCCAGAACCACAAUCAAGAAGAAGAUGCCCCCCAAGAGAGAACGGAAGCCGUUGGGCGGCAGCUCCCAAGGAAACAGCUGAUCGGGAAUGCCCAACACCAAGGCGGGCAGCAUGCUGUCCACCCUUUAGGCAGCCACCAGCAAGCUGAAGUCUGUGACAUACCUGUCCCAACAGGCAAAAGGACCAGCAAGACGCCAACGGCCAAGCGGCUGAGGCUGGAAGCCAGAGCCCAGAACCCAUUGGGCAAGUCCACCCCACAGCCCCAGUCGGGGAAAUUGACGCCCAUCAGUGGGGACAUGCAGGUGACGGAGGACACGAUGUGCCACUACCUGACCCGAAAGCCCAUGACCACCAAAGACCUGCAGAAGAAAUUUCAGACCAAGAAGACGGGGCUGAGAAGCGAGUAG
Suncus etruscus (white-toothed pygmy shrew) is the source of this 1593-nucleotide messenger RNA. Its product is annotated as protein ENL-like. Gene Ontology annotation, cellular component: super elongation complex; nucleus. Lineage: Eukaryota; Metazoa; Chordata; Mammalia; Eulipotyphla; Soricidae. Gene Ontology annotation, molecular function: DNA binding. Gene Ontology annotation, biological process: transcription initiation at RNA polymerase II promoter; positive regulation of transcription elongation by RNA polymerase II. The record is from RefSeq and is a predicted model, not a curated record.